This is a messenger RNA of Acanthopagrus latus (yellowfin seabream), 2498 nucleotides long. It is a transcript of the gene dcp2, whose product is annotated as decapping mRNA 2. Lineage: Eukaryota; Metazoa; Chordata; Actinopteri; Spariformes; Sparidae. Gene Ontology annotation, cellular component: cytoplasm; P-body. Gene Ontology annotation, molecular function: RNA binding; manganese ion binding; 5'-(N(7)-methylguanosine 5'-triphospho)-[mRNA] hydrolase activity. Gene Ontology annotation, biological process: nuclear-transcribed mRNA catabolic process, nonsense-mediated decay; deadenylation-dependent decapping of nuclear-transcribed mRNA. The transcript has a single exon. Bases 205 to 1311 code for a protein of 368 amino acids. The record is from RefSeq and is a predicted model, not a curated record.
GAGUCGUGACGUCGUGUGAGAGUCCUCCCAGCAUGCAGCGCGGUUUACCGGAAGCGGAGUGGACUUGUCGGUUUGUUUUGGUCGCAGAAGAAAGUUUCUGGAUCAGAACUGAAGUCGCGGAGCCGCUGAGCCUCACAUGCGGGAAUAGCUCUCCUCUCCGGGGCCUUGUUGAUCCGUCUGUGGACGUUCUGACCGUUAGUCGGGAUGUUUUCUUCCAACAUGGACACAAAGAGGCCGGAGAUCCCCACCGGACUCCUGGACGACCUCUGCAGCCGCUUCAUCCUGCACAUCCCCAGCGAGGAGCGGGACAACGCGAUCCGGGUGUGCUUCCAGAUCGAGCUGGCCCACUGGUUCUACCUGGACUUCUGCAUGCAGAACACCCCGGGAGCUCCUCACUGCGGGAUCAGGGACUUCGCUAAAGCGGUCUUCCAGCACUGCCCCUUCCUGCUGCCGCACGGGGAGGACGUGCAGAAGGUGCUGGAGCAGUGGAAGGAGUACAAGAUGGGGGUGCCCACGUACGGAGCCAUCAUCCUGGAUGAAAACCUGGAGAACGCGCUGCUGGUUCAGGGCUACCUGGCCAAGUCCGGCUGGGGAUUCCCGAAGGGGAAGGUGAACGAGGACGAGGCUCCGCAUGACUGCGCGGUGCGGGAGGUGCUGGAGGAGACCGGCUUCGAUAUCAAAAACCGCAUCUGUAAAGACCGGUACAUCGAGCAGAAGAUCACCGACCAGGUGGUGCGGCUCUACAUCAUCCCGGGAGUGUCCAAGGACACCAAGUUUAACCCCAAAACCCGGAAGGAGAUCCGGAACAUCGAAUGGUUUCCUAUCGAGAAGCUUCCAUGUCACCGGAACGACAUGACCCCCAAGUCCAAGCUGGGUCUGGCCCCGAACCGGUUCUUCAUGGCCAUCCCGUUCAUCAGGCCUCUGAGGGAGUGGAUCAGCCGGCUGAGAGGCGAGUCCACGGACAGCGACGAGGACUUCACCAACACUCCGGGAAAACCCGCAGACAGCCGGUCCAAGUCUCGCAGACUCGCCGGGACCGAGGCGGUCCCAGGAGAGGCCUGGAACAAACAGAAGCCGGGCAGGACUGUGGGUCAGUACGAGCUGAGGGGGAACGAGAGGAGAAGUCAGGACUCUCCUCAAGUCAAGAACAACAACGGCUCCGGUAGCCAGCAGCUGAAGAAGGACGACAAGAGGAUCCAACCACGCCGGCUGCAGGACAGCUUCGACCGAGACCUGCAGAGCUUCUCCUCCAAGACUUUCCUCAGCUUCAAGUUCGACAGAGACGCCAUCAUGAAGUGUUUCGACUUCUGAACCUCCUGAACCAUCUGGACCGGAGCUGCACGACUCCAUCGAGACAAACAUCAGCUGUUCAUCAGUUUGUUCCCCGGGGUUAGAAAACGUCACGUUGUCACGAUUUUAACUGAUCUUUCAGUGAAAAUGGGAGACAUGAUUCAAACAUGAUGGUUUCAACUCACCCCGAAUCCUUUUAAUUCUUUCAUUUUGCCUUUUUCUUACCUCGUUUGUCACAAACUCACAUUUAUAAUGGUCACUGAAUGCAUCAUGAAAGCUUCAAUGUUCGUUGUUAACUCUCCUGAUCGAUCGAUCAGCUGUUGGUCCAAACUUUCCUCUCAGACGACCGACUGAGUUCACCUUCGGACCAAAACAAAAGAACUUCUUAACGUGUUGAUAAGAUGCACAGAGUUCUGUACGGAGGCCCGGAGAGGACAAAAACUAAUUCUAGGGAUCCAGUUUGUAAAUCUGAUGUUUUCUCAGGAUAAUCUGAAUUUCUUUUGUCCCUCUGGGCUUCUGUACUGACCUUAAUCAUUCAGGCUCUCAAGGCCUGAAUCAAACCUGUGACGGGCCGGUUCUGGUCCGCGGGCCCAUGUUGGGCGGUGCUGCUGAAAGCUGUGAUGCAACAUUUCUAAAUUAAUUUACCAAUUUUAAUGCACAUGUGCUGAAAUAAAAACUCAGAUAUUGAAUUAAAACGCUCAGAAAUCAUAAAAAUGUGAUCACAGAUGUAAAAAACAAGCUGAUGAUUAUCUUCUGGAUCGAUUGAUCAGCUGAUUGAUCUAUAAAAUGUCGACCAUUGUUUCGUCUUGAGGAGCACACAGAGUAUAAAUUACCUUUAAAACGUCUCUUAAAUUUAGAGAAUGAAAAGUUGUGAGGUGACACUGAAGUGAUGACACAUUCAGCCGUGGAAUUGUCCUUUAAAUUGUUGAUUUUAAGACGUAUUGAUUAAAGUGUCGAUCGGCUCGCUCGGUCUUCACAGUGGGUCCCAAAAAUGUUCUUAUUCUUAGUGUUAUUGUCUUUAAUAUAAAGAUGAUGCAGGAGAAAGUGACAAGAGUUUUGAUGUUUUCGUCUUAAAGCGGAUCAAUAACUGAUCAGAUCGUUUGCUGAUGGUCGCAGCAGCUCCGCGUGUCGAGGUUGUUGUUGUUGUUUCACAUGUUUACUGUUGAUUCUUUCACUUCGAUUAAAUAAAGUUUUUCACAAAAAAGAAA